AUGACUGCAACACGUGUGAGCAAAAGAUCUACAUCAAAUCACAGUAACAAUACCAGAACUAUACUGGGGCGAAGAGUAGGCAACCCCUACAUCACCACCAUUGAUUUUAUCUCCAUUUUAAUUGGACUUUAUGGAUACCAUGAAAUCACAUCAAUUCAACUUCCUCCACAUCUAGAAGAUGCAGGACAUUGGCAAUUCUUGACUAACUUGUCCUUAAUCUAUUCCUUAUUUGUAUUCAUUGUUGGAUUCAUUGCUCAUAUAACUAAAUCACACACAUUGUUUCUUUUCAAGAACAACUUACAUCCAAUUGGACUUGCUUUGGAGACUAUUGUCGCUGGUGUAUAUUGGCCAUUACGAUUAUUCUUUCUCCACUUGUUGACUAAAGACCCAGCAAAUUUCAAUUUACCAUUGUCUACCGAUUUGUGUAUUCAUUUAAUGCCCGUUGUCAGUUUACUUAUUGAUUAUUUGGUGUUUAUGCCUCGUUGGACAAUUAGUAGUAAUACAGCAUUGGGAUUCGUUGUAUUACUAACUACGUUUUAUUGGUUCUUAUUGGAUAAUUUGAUUGAUGUUGAAAAUGGUGGUAGUUAUCCAUAUGAAUUUUUAAAUGUGGAGAAGGAUAGUCAACGGAUAUUUGUGUUUGCUGUUGUUGCAUUUGUUGCAUUUGGGCAGUUUUUGGUUAUGAGAAGGGUAUACGAUUGGGUGGUUGGUAAGACUGAAGAGGCUUCAGGAAAGAUUGAUGAAGAGCUAGACAAGAAGAAUUUGUGA
Molecule: messenger RNA, 765 nt
Organism: Lodderomyces orthopsilosis Co 90-125
Lineage: Eukaryota; Fungi; Ascomycota; Pichiomycetes; Serinales; Debaryomycetaceae
Exons: 1
Coding region: 1-765 (254 amino acids)
Cellular component (GO): membrane; endomembrane system
Source: RefSeq, a predicted model, not a curated record